Molecule: messenger RNA, 6669 nt
Organism: Lodderomyces jiufengensis
Lineage: Eukaryota; Fungi; Ascomycota; Pichiomycetes; Serinales; Debaryomycetaceae
Gene: ACC1
Product: acetyl-CoA carboxylase
Exons: 1
Coding region: 1-6669 (2222 amino acids)
Biological process (GO): fatty acid biosynthetic process
Molecular function (GO): metal ion binding; ATP binding; acetyl-CoA carboxylase activity
Source: RefSeq, a predicted model, not a curated record
AUGUCUACAAGUCAAAGUCCAAGUCCUAGUAUAUCAUCAAUAAAUUCACAAUUAACACAACAACAUUUACUGUUGGCUCCUCAUUUUGUUGGAUUAAAUAAUAUAAAUGUUUGUGAACCUUCUAAAAUCCUUGAUUUUGUAAGAGGUCAUGGAGGUCAUACGGUAAUAUCAAAAAUUCUUAUAGCAAAUAAUGGUAUAGCAGCAGUUAAAGAAAUAAGAUCAAUAAGAAAAUGGGCUUAUGAAACUUUUGGAGAUGAAAAAGCUAUACAAUUUACAGUUAUGGCAACUCCCGAAGAUUUGGAAGCAAAUGCUGAUUAUAUUCGUAUGGCUGAUCAAUAUGUUGAAGUACCUGGAGGAACAAAUAAUAAUAAUUAUGCAAAUGUCGAUUUAAUUGUUGAUAUUGCUGAAAAUACAAAUGCUCAUGCUGUUUGGGCAGGUUGGGGUCAUGCAUCAGAAAAUCCUUUAUUACCUGAAAAAUUAGCUGCUUCACCCAAAAAAAUUAUAUUUAUUGGUCCACCAGGUUCUGCUAUGAGAUCAUUAGGUGAUAAAAUUUCUUCAACUAUUGUUGCACAACAUGCUAAAGUUCCAUGUAUACCUUGGUCAGGUACUGGUGUUGAUGAAGUUCAUGUUGAUGAAAAAACAAAUUUAGUAUCAGUUGAUGAUGAUGUUUAUGCAAAAGGUUGUUGUAGUGGUCCAGAAGAUGGAUUAGAAAAAGCUAAAAAAAUUGGUUUUCCAGUAAUGAUUAAAGCAUCUGAAGGUGGUGGAGGUAAAGGAAUUAGAAAAGUUGAUAAUGAAGAAGAUUUUCGAAGAUUAUAUGAUCAAGCAGCAAAUGAAAUACCCGGAUCACCAAUUUUUAUUAUGAAAUUAGCAGGAGAUGCAAGACAUUUGGAAGUUCAGUUAUUAGCAGAUCAAUAUGGUACAAAUAUUUCAUUAUUUGGUAGAGACUGUUCAGUUCAAAGAAGACAUCAAAAAAUUAUAGAAGAAGCACCAGUCACUAUAGCUAGAAAGGAAACUUUUUCAGAAAUGGAAAAUGCUGCAGUAAGAUUAGGUAAAUUAGUUGGUUAUGUAAGUGCUGGUACAGUUGAAUAUCUUUACUCACAUUCUGAAGACAAAUUUUAUUUUUUGGAAUUAAAUCCGAGAUUACAAGUUGAACAUCCAACUACAGAAAUGGUUACCGGAGUAAAUUUACCAGCUGCUCAAUUACAAAUUGCUAUGGGUAUUCCAAUGCAUAGAAUUAGAGAUAUUAGAACACUUUAUGGUGCUGAUCCACAUUCUGCUUCUGAAAUUGAUUUUGAGUUCUCUUCAGUUGAUGCAUUGAAAAGUCAAAGAAAACCAUCACCAAAAGGUCAUUGUACUGCAUGCCGUAUUACAUCUGAAGAUCCAGGUGAAGGUUUUAAACCAAGCGGUGGUUCUUUACACGAAUUGAAUUUCAGAUCAUCAUCAAAUGUUUGGGGUUAUUUCUCAGUUGGUAAUCAAUCAUCUAUUCAUUCAUUUUCAGAUUCUCAAUUUGGUCAUAUUUUUGCAUUUGGUGAAAAUCGUCAAGCCUCAAGAAAACAUAUGGUUGUUGCUUUGAAAGAAUUAAGUAUUCGAGGGGAUUUCAGAACUACAGUUGAAUAUUUAAUUAAAUUAUUAGAAACUCCAGAUUUUGAAGAUAAUACUAUUACAACUGGUUGGUUGGAUGAAUUAAUCACCAAAAAAUUAACAGCUGAAAGACCAGAUCCGAUCAUUGCCGUUGUUUGUGGUGCUGUUACAAAAGCUCAUAUUCAAGCUGAAGAAGAAAGAAAAGAUUAUAUAAAUUCUUUAGAAAAAGGUCAAGUUCCACAUAAAAAUUUAUUGAAAACUAUUUUCCCAGUUGAAUUUAUUUAUGAAGGAGAAAGAUACAAAUUUACUGCAACUAAAUCAUCCGAAGAUAAAUACACUUUAUUUUUAAAUGGUUCAAGAUGUACAGUAGGAGCUAGAUCAUUAUCUGAUGGUGGGUUAUUGUGUACGUUAGGUGGUAAAUCACAUGCUGUAUAUUGGAAAGAAGAAGCUGCAGCUACUAGAUUAUCUGUUGAUAGUAAGACUUGUUUAUUAGAAGUUGAAAAUGAUCCAACACAAUUAAGAACUCCUUCACCAGGUAAAUUAGUUAAAUAUUUAGUUGAAAGUGGUGAACAUAUUGAUGCCGGUCAACCAUAUGCAGAAGUUGAAGUUAUGAAAAUGUGUAUGCCUUUAAUAGCUCAAGAAAAUGGUACAGUUCAAUUAAUUAAACAACCUGGUUCAACAGUUAAUGCUGGUGACAUAUUAGCUAUCUUAGCAUUAGAUGAUCCAAGUAAAGUAAAGCAUGCUACACCAUUUGAAGGAACAUUACCUGAAUUAGGUGCGCCGAAUGUCAGAGGUUCUAAACCUGCUCAUAAAUUCCUUCAAUAUGCUUCCGUCUUAAGAAAUAUUUUAGCUGGUUAUGAUAAUCAAGUAAUAAUGAAUUCAACCCUUAAAAAAAUAGUUAAUGUUUUGAAAACAAAAGAACUUCCAUUUUCAGAAUGGCAACAACAAAUUUCAGCUUUACAUUCAAGACUACCACAAAAAUUAGAUGAGUCAUUGAAUGCAUUAAUUGAAAGAACUCAAUCAAGAAAUGCUGAUUUUCCAGCUCGUCAAAUACUAAAACAAAUUCAUAAAUCAGUAAGUGAAUCUCCAUUAUUAGCAGAUGUUGUUGCUCCAUUAGUUGCAAUUGCAAGUAGAUAUCAAAAUGGUCUUGUUGAACAUGAAUACGAUUUCUUUGCAUCUUUAUUAACUGAAUAUUAUGAUAUUGAAAGUUUAUUCAUGGGUGAUAAUGUUCGAGAAGAUGAUGUUGUAUUAAAAUUGAGAGAUGAACACAAGACUAAUUUGAAAAAAGUUAUUGACAUUUCUUUAUCUCAUUCAAGAGUUUCUGCUAAAAAUAAUUUAGUUAUUGCAAUUUUGGAAGAAUAUCAACCAUUAUUACAAUCAAAUUCUUCAAUGGCUCCAUCAAUUAGAGAAGUACUUAAAAAAUUAGUACAAUUAGAUUCACGUGCUUGUGCUAAAGUUGCAUUAAAAGCAAGAGAAAUUUUGAUUCAAUGUUCAUUACCUUCUAUAAAAGAAAGAUCAGAUCAAUUAGAACAUAUUUUAAGAUCAGCUGUUUUAGAAACAUCAUAUGGUGAAAUUUAUGCUAAACAUAGAGAACCUAAAUUAGAAAUUAUUCAAGAAGUUGUUGAUUCAAAACAUACUGUUUUUGACGUUUUAUCUCAAUUUUUUAUUAAUAGUGAUGAAUGGGUGGCUAUUGCUGCAGCUGAAGUAUACGUAAGACGUUCAUAUAGAGCAUAUGAAUUAGGUAAAAUUGAUUAUCAUUUCCAUGAUCAUUUACCUAUCAUUGAAUGGAAAUUUAAAUUACCACAUGUUGCAAAUUCAAGAUUUAAUGCAAUCCAGCAAACUUCAGAAGAAGAUGCUACUCAAAUGAGACAUGCUGCUUCUGUAUCAGAUUUAUCAUUUAUUGUUGAUUCUAAAACUGAACAUCUUGAAAGAUCAGGUUUAUUAGUACCAUGUAAACAUCUUGAUGACGCUGAUGAUAUGUUAUUAGCUGCAUUAGAAAGAUUAAAUCCAAGUGAUGCUAUUACUUUUGAGACUGGUGGAGAACAAACUGAAUUACUAAAUGUAUUAAAUGUUGUAAUUAAUGGUAUUGAUGGCUACGUUAAUGAAGAUGAAUAUUUAGCAAGAGUAUAUGAAAUAUUAGAUGAAUAUCAAGAUGAUUUAAGAAAAGCGGGUAUACGUCGUGUCUCAUUUGUAUUUGCACAUGAUGUUGGUUCAUAUCCUAAGUAUUAUACUUUUACUGGUCCUGAUUAUUCUGAAAAUAAAGUUAUUAGACAUAUUGAACCAGCUUUAGCUUUCCAAUUAGAAUUAGGAAGAUUAACAAAUUUCGAUAUCAAACCAAUAUUCACAAACAAUAGAAAUAUUCAUGUUUAUGAAGCAAUUGGUAAAAACGCACCAUCAGAUAAGAGAUUUUUCACAAGAGGUAUAAUUAGAACUGGUAUAAUUAAAAAUGAUAUAAGUAUAUCAGAAUAUCUUAUUGCUGAAUCAAAUAGAUUAAUGAAUGAUAUCUUGGAUGCAUUGGAAGUUAUUGAUACAUCAAAUUCAGAUUUAAAUCAUAUUUUCAUUAAUUUUUCAAAUGUUUUCAAUGUUCAACCAGCUGAAGUUGAAGCUGCUUUUGGAUCAUUUUUAGAAAGAUUUGGUAGAAGAUUAUGGAGAUUAAGAGUUACUGGUGCCGAAAUUAGAAUUGUUUGUUCCGAUCAAAAUGGAAAUUCAUUCCCAUUGCGUGCUAUUAUUAAUAAUGUUUCUGGUUAUGUUGUUAAAUCAGAUUUAUAUAUGGAAGUGAAAAAUACUAAAGGUGAUUGGGUAUUCAAAUCCAUAGGUCAACCCGGUCCAAUGCAUUUAAGAUCAAUUUCAUCAGCUUAUCCAGUUAAAGAAUCUUUACAACCAAAAAGAUAUAAAGCACAUAAUAUGGGUACUACUUAUGUUUAUGAUUUUCCAGAAUUAUUCCGUCAAGCAUCUUUAUCACAAUGGAAAAAACAUGGUAAAAAAGCUCCAAAGGAUGUAUUUUCAUCAGUUGAAUUAAUUUCAGAUGAUAAUGGUGGUUUAACAGCAUUACAAAGAGAUCCAGGUUUAAAUAAAAUUGGUAUGGUUGGUUUCUUAGUUACUGCUAAAACUCCAGAAUACCCAAGAGGUCGUCAAUUUGUCAUUGUUGCAAAUGAUGUUACACAUAAAAUUGGUUCAUUUGGUCCUGAAGAAGAUCUUUAUUUCAGUAAAUGUACUGAUUUAGCAAUAAGCAAAGGAAUUCCAAGAAUUUAUCUUUCUGCAAAUUCUGGUGCUAGAAUCGGUGUUGCUGAUGAAUUAAUUCCUUUAUUCCAAGUCGCUUGGAAUGUUAAAGGUUCACCAGAUAAAGGGUUUAGAUACUUAUAUUUAACACCAGAAGCUAAAAAGGCUAUUGAUGAAGAUGGUAAAGGUGGUUCAUUAAUUACUGAAAGAGUUGUUGAAGAAGGAGAAGAAAGACACGUUAUUAAAACCAUUAUUGGAGCUGAAGAUGGAUUAGGUGUUGAAUGUUUGAGAGGUUCUGGUUUAAUUGCAGGUGCAACUUCAAGAGCUUAUAAAGAUAUUUUCACAAUCACUUUAGUCACAUGUAGAUCAGUUGGUAUUGGUGCAUAUUUAGUAAGAUUGGGUCAAAGAGCUAUACAAAUUGAGGGUCAACCAAUCAUUUUAACUGGUGCUCCAGCUAUAAACAAAUUAUUAGGUAGUGAAGUUUAUUCAUCAAAUUUACAAUUAGGAGGUACUCAAAUUAUGUAUAGAAAUGGUGUUUCACAUUUAACUGCAAAUGAUGAUUUAGAGGGUGUUGAAAAAAUCAUGGAAUGGUUAUCAUAUGUUCCAAGUAAACGUGAUAUGCCAGUACCUAUUUUGGAUUCUGAAGAUCCAUGGGAUAGAGAUGUUGAUUAUUAUCCACCAAAACAAGAAACUUUUGAUGUAAGAUGGAUGAUUGAAGGUAAGAACACAAGUGAUGGAUUUGAAUCUGGUUUAUUUGAUAAAGAUUCAUUCCAAGAAACAUUAUCUGGAUGGGCAAAAGGUGUUGUUGUCGGUAGAGCUCGUCUUGGUGGUAUUCCAAUCGGUGUUAUUGGUGUUGAAACUAGAACAGUUGAAAAUUUAAUACCUGCAGAUCCUGCAAAUCCAGAUUCAACUGAAUCAUUAAUUCAAGAAGCUGGUCAAGUUUGGUAUCCAAAUUCUGCUUUCAAAACUGCUCAAGCUAUUAAUGAUUUUAAUAAUGGUGAACAAUUACCUUUAAUGAUUUUAGCUAAUUGGAGAGGUUUCUCAGGUGGUCAAAGAGACAUGUAUAAUGAAGUACUAAAAUAUGGUUCUUUUAUUGUUGACGCAUUAGUUGAUUACAAGCAACCAAUUUUUACUUACAUCCCACCAAAUGGUGAAUUGAGAGGUGGUUCAUGGGUAGUAGUUGAUCCAACUAUCAAUGAAGAUAUGAUGGAAAUGUAUGCCGAUGUUGAUUCAAGAGGUGGUGUUUUAGAACCAGAAGGUAUGGUUGGUAUUAAAUAUAGACGUGAUAAAUUACUAGCAACAAUGCAAAGGUUAGAUUCUACUUAUUCAAACCUCAAAAAACAAUUAAAUGAUCCAGCAUUAUCACCAGAAGAACAUUCAAAAGUAACUACUAAAUUAGUUGCAAGGGAAAAACAAUUGAUGCCUAUAUAUGCACAAAUAUCAGUACAAUUUGCUGAUUUACAUGAUAGAUCAGGUCGUAUGUUGGCCAAAGGUGUUAUUAAAAAGGAAAUUAAAUGGUCAGAAGCUAGACGUUUCUUCUUUUGGAGAUUACGUAGAAGAUUAAAUGAAGAAUAUGUAUUAAAAUUGAUUGGUGCACAAAUUAAAAAUGCAAAUAAAUUAGAAAAAGUUGCAAGAUUGAAGAGUUGGAUGCCAACUAUAAAUUAUGAUGAUGAUGAAGCUGUUAGUACUUGGAUUGAAGAACAUCAUCCAAAGAUUACUAAAAGAUUAGAUGAAUUAACUAAAGAAAGUAAUAGAUCAGAUUUAGUUAAAUUAAUGAAUUCAAACACUGAAACUACUAUCAAUGCUAUGAAAGAAUAUAUUGAUAGUUUACCAGAAGAUUUAAAGAAAAACUUUUUAAAAUCAUUGUAA